This is a messenger RNA of Nematolebias whitei (Rio pearlfish), 2538 nucleotides long. RefSeq names its product cadherin-related family member 2. The record is from RefSeq and is a predicted model, not a curated record. Gene Ontology annotation, cellular component: cell-cell junction; plasma membrane. Lineage: Eukaryota; Metazoa; Chordata; Actinopteri; Cyprinodontiformes; Rivulidae. Gene Ontology annotation, biological process: homophilic cell-cell adhesion. Gene Ontology annotation, molecular function: calcium ion binding.
GCAGAAGAUCCGGAUACCAUGGAUCAAGGCAAAAUAACCUACAAGCUUCUUCCAGAAAGCAUACUGCCCAUGUUUGAUGUUGAUCCAAAAUCUGGCACAGUUUAUGUGAAAAACGGUGCUCUGUUGGAUCGUGAAGUCAGAUCCCUAUAUUCAGCCACUUUGCAGGCCAGUGACUCAGACAACAAGCCCGGCUCUACUGUACUGGAGAUCACUUUGACUGACAUCAAUGACCAGCCUCCGGUCAUCAACAGACAAUCUUACCAGGAAUAUGUUAAAGAGGGCGAAAAUUUUGAAAGCAGGAUUGAGGCUACAGACAGAGAUGAAGUCGGUUCGGUAAACAGCGAGAUUUGGUUCAGUAUAGAACCAAACCAAUACAGCAACAACUUCACCAUAGAUGAAAACACGGGAUGGUUAAGGAACAAAGGUGAACUGGACCUGGAGUGGCUGGAUCCAGAACUGAAAGGCAGGAUUGAGCUAAAUGUAAUGGCCACCGAUAAGGGAACUCCCCCAUUGUCGAGCACUGUACCCUUUAUCAUCAUUUUGGAGGAUGACAAUGACAACACACCAGAAUUUAAAGAAAUCGCUUACAAUUUUUCUGUAAAAGAAGGAGAAAAAGGUGCAUUUGUGGGUUCUGUUCAUGCUGAGGAUCGGGAUCAAACAAGCGUCUUCAACCGUAUUUCUUUCCGGAUCAUCAGCGGAGGCUUGGGCAGCUUCAGCAUCAUAGCCUCUGCAGCUGAUAAGGGUUACAUUGGAAAGAUCUCUGUGGACCAGGACAUUGAGCUGGAGUAUGAAACAGAACACACCCAUUUUCAAUUGCAAGUGGAGGCUUCAGAUACAGACUCAAAAAAAAGUGUUGUGACGGUAGAGGUGAAUGUGCUGGAUGUGAACGAUGAGAGGCCAGAAUUCCUGCCUAUUGAUCCAGUGACUGUUAAAGAGAACACUUUCAUCAUUGGACCUAUAGGAAGUUUCAUAGCCCAGGACAAAGACACUAACCAUUCCCUGAUCUACAAACAGGAAUCGGUCAAAUGCAGGUGUAACAACAACCUGAAACAAUGCGAAUGGUUUAUCGUCGACCCAACUGGAGAAGUUAGAGUCAAUCCAAAAGAAACAGUUGAUUAUGAAGAGUGUGACCAGGCAGUGAUAGAGGCUCAGGUGGAGGACGGAUACACAGAGAAGGGAGAAAAGGACAGUGUUAAACCAGGACUAAUGGUGAUCAACAUUGAAGACAUCAAUGACAACGCUCCCCAGUUCAUUUACUCAGAUGAUGUAUUUGUUGUGGUGGCUGAAGGUUCAAAUAAAGACACCUCGGUUGCACAUGUCACUGCUAUAGAUAAGGACUCUGGAGAAAACAGAAAAAUAGAGUUUAAAGUAAAAACAGUUCAAUUUCAACACAGUAAUAAUCACACAGAAAAUCUCCGGCUGCUGUUCGAGGCCGUUACUACACAACAAGAUGAUGUUUUUGUUGGGAACAUUCAAUCCAACACAGGCCUCAAUGUAGAUCUGAUUGGAAAAUAUUUGGUAACAGUGACAGCAACUGAUACUGGAGGUCUUGAGACCAGCAAUGUAGUGGAGAUUUUCACUGUUGAUAAGCGCUACCAAGUUGAUCUUGAGUUUUUACUGUCCGAAGCCGAGGUUGACCAGAAGCUUGAUGAAAUCAAAAGGGAACUUAUGUCGGCCACCAGUGCUGUAGUUAAAGUCGUCGAUAUUAAACCAGUAUCUGGAGAAACAUCCAGGAAGGAGGUGGACAAGACUGUCCUAGUGACUUAUUUUAUCUUUCUCAACGGAACUGCUCUUACUAGAAACGAGGUGGAAACCUUGCUCUCUGUGGGGGAACAUUUUAUCAAACUAAAAGAGCUUGGCCUCAAUAAUAUCGGUGCGGGUGAGCCUGAGCCUGGAAACAGAAAUCCUAUGGUGUUCAUUCUGCUGGGGGUAGUGGCAGGCCUCAUUAUUGUGUUGCUUGUUCUCACCACCUCACUGAUGUGCACUCGCAGAAACUAUAGACGGAAGCUAAAAGCAUCUAAAGCCAUGAACACUGCAUCUAUGGUGAACUCCAACAACCAGAAAGGCGGUGCAGUGGUACCUGGAACCAACAAGUACACCAUGGAGGGUGCAAAUCCAGUGCUCAACCUCCACAUCGACACGACUGUUGCUCUGGAUUUAGAUGGGGAGAGCUCUGACAUGGACAAAGUCAGCCUCAACUCUUUAGAUGACCACUAUGACACAAACUCCAACGACACAAACUACGACAUGCAACGGAUCAAAGAGGAGGAAGAAGACGAUGGGCCGCCGGAGUACAACGAGCCUCUGAGCGCAGCUCUGGCCCAGGUGGGCCCGAAGAAAACCGCCAAAACAUCUAACGUUGGUUUUACCAACCCAAUAUUUGACACAACAGACCUGUGAUGUAAAUUCAAAAUAAAGAGAUUAAAAAUAUUCAGGUUCAGGCAAGCCAAGUCAUCUCUUUCUGAUGUCUUCCAAUUGUUCACACCAAUAAUAACCUAAUUUAAAGUUUGGUUCUAGAUUCAAGACUUUAAUCAAGCA